AUGCUUUCACGUGAUUUUAAUAAUAUUUCCAGUGAUAAAAUUAUGUUAAUGAGCAAUUUCUCUAGUAUCAUACGUCGUUCCUUUCAAACCUCUAGUGUUAAAAAUAGGUUCGAACCAAGUAAAGGGAAAGGUGUCGUGGGCUUAUAUGAAUUCUUUCAAAACGGUGUUGAUAGUCCUAAUCCUUUACCUAGGACUAACGAGCUUUAUCCUGUUGAAUUGUUUCAAAAUAAAAAAUUUGACAUACCAUCCAUAUCAAUUACCCAACCAACAAUUGCAACACCGUCAUCAUCAAUAUCAACUAACAAUUCAAACCAGGCAGUAAUAGGUUCGGCUGUUAACGUUGAAAUUACUCCCACCAGUAAUGGCAACGAAAAUGAAAUGUCUGAAAAAGAACUGAAAACACUUCAAGCUCAAUUAUCAGCAUAUCGAGUUGACAAAGAUUUACUUCAACGUGAAAUUGAAAAAUUACAAGAGAAGUCAUUAAGUGCAGAGUUGCAAUACAAACAAAUUAUUUCCACUUGUUGUAAAAUUGAUCUUGAUAAAGUGGAUGAUUUUGUGGAAACUAUAUUGGGAGAAGUUGAUAAUGAUCUUGAAGACGAAUUUAGUUUGGGAAGGAUAGGAGAAAUAUUGGGUAAAUUGGAUAAAGAAGCUUCGCAAUUGUAA
This is a messenger RNA of Entrophospora sp. SA101, 663 nucleotides long. Lineage: Eukaryota; Fungi; Glomeromycota; Glomeromycetes; Entrophosporales; Entrophosporaceae. The record is from the annotation of a GenBank genome assembly.